AUGCAUCCGAUAGUUUUUUCAAGGAACAAAAAAUUGAGACUUUUGAGGAAAAGUUUGACGAUAUUCUGCGAAAAGUUCAAGUAGGCCCUCAAGGGUAUUUUUGUGAGUUCGAUAAAGAGUGCUUAAGGGCCUCCUAAAGGAAAUAUUCCUUCUUGUGAUUUCAUGAAAUUUUUUUAAAAAAAUAUUGAAAAAAAUUAGGAUAAGGGAGGUAGAGUUUUUAAAAAAAUUAUCCAGAAAAAAAUCUGAAUUUUCAACUUCCCUAUAGGAACCACUUCAUCUUCUAUCAGUUCUGCAGGGAAACCUGAUUUUUCUAUCACUUUUCUGAGCUUUAUCAGGUUUUAGUAAUGUUCGAACAAUUAGAACCCGAAUUUUAAGCCAUAAGGCUUUUCGGGUUUUUUCUGGAAAUGAUCGAGUUUCCAGAAAAAGCGACUUUUUUUGAAAUGAAGUUUGAGGAAUUUUAUGAGAUUCUACAAAGCAAAAUUUUAUGAAUUUGAAAUUUCUGUAGUAAAUCUUGACAGAAUCACGCAGAGAAACGUGAAAUUUUAGUCAUUUUUUUCAAUUUUUCCAGAAGUUUCCAGCGAUUCUGACGCUGGUCUGAAGCUCGACAGUGUUCUUUUCGGUAAAUUUCCUUUUUUUCCUCAUAAUUUUUUUAUUUUCAGAGCAUCGCAACGAUUUCCACCCGAAAGAACUAGUUUUGAGUAGAUGGAAAGACCCAGGUACAGGAGAAACAGAAAAAAAUAACUUUAAAAAAAUCAUUUUUUUCAGCCAAAUUUCAACAGUUGUCUGAUCCUACUUCGUCUGUUGUCCUGAGCGGUUUUUUUAAAAAUUUUUUCAAUUAUUACAAAAAGAAAAAAAGUGAAAAUUAAAUUUUCAGACGCCGUCACCUGUGAUGCUGGCUGGACCAUUUACUCGAAAAAUAAUAAAUGCUACAAGGUUUUUUUUUCUUUUUAUUCAAAUUUAACUCCAAUUUUCGAUUAAAAUUAUUUGUUUCUUAUGUUUUUCGCGACCUGAAAACGCUUUUUUUUCUCUGCGCCCUCCUCGUCUCUCGGCGACCCUCUCAUGUUGCCGUGCUAUUUUCAUGUUUCUCUCCUCUCUCCGCGUCUCCUCGUCUCCCGACAACCCUCUCAUUUUGAUGUGCUAUUUUCAUGUUUCUCUUUUCUUUCUGCGCCUCCCAGUCUCUCGGUGACCCUCUCAUUUUGAUGUUCUGUUUUCAUCUUUCUCCUCCCUCUCUGCGACCUCCUCGUCUCUCGGUGACCCUCUCAUUUUGACGUGCUAUUUUCAUUUUUCUCUGACCUCGCCGUGGAGAGAACAGAGAGACGCAGACAUGUGAAAUCUUUUAAGUCGGAAAUGAUCGGGUGUACCACGGUAACGCCCGAACACUGCCCGAUUUUAAAAACUCAUUUCGUGGCAUUUACCGAAUAUCUCCCUCAGAAAGAAAUUCCGAGGCGCCACAGUGGUCAACAAUAGACAAAAAAAAUUUUCUGAUCGUUUUCCGGGAUUUUUCCCAUAAAAGUCAAAAAAUAAGAAGAGAAACUAGCUCAGACAUUGGUAAGGCGAUUCGGACGUUUCGAGGCAUUUCUAGUGGUCACUUAAGCGCUUUGAAGCUACUAAAGUGACCACUAGAAAUGGCCCGACACGUCUGGUUCGCGCAUAGUCGAUUCAUCACUAACUUCUGAGGGGGCGUGGCCUGUCUGCGCUCUCCAACAGCAAGGUACUAUCUCUCUUAUUACCGUGUCAGGACCCUUUUUUUCGAUAUCUCAAGCGUGAAUCAGCUAUAACCAAGGUCCGAGAGGUCAGGUAUUCAAAAAUCUGUAUGGUUACAUUGUUUAGUUUUUUUUUCUCUUGGAAAGGUAUACUUUUAAAACCGAAAGCUUCUGAAUCCAUUUAGACCUUCUUCUCUUCUUCCUCUAGAUAUUCUCAAUUUUCCAAAAUAUCCCAAAUUUAGCUGGGAGACACAACGCAAGAUUGGCACAAGAGCAAGACGUUUUGCGAAAAUCUUCGCCCUGGAGCACAUUUGGCGUCGAUUCACAAUCGCGAGGAGAAUUUGUGGGUCGACAGUGAGUUUUAUACGCUAAAAUUUGUUCAGAAAUGAAAAAAAGGGAAUGUUCGAAAAAAAGUUAUUGAGAACUAGAAUGGUAAAGAACUUUGUUAGAAGCUGGGAAACUUGAAUUUUUCAAUUUUAAGCUUCAAAAAAAGUUCGAAACAGCCAGAAUUUUUCAACUUUUAUCAGUUUCUGUAGCUUUUUUCUGUAUCCAAAAACAUGCUUCGAAAAAAAAAGAAAUAAAAAAUCAGAAAUUUUUUCCCAUUGCAGCUCUCAAAAAAUCAAAAUUUAGGUCAAUUCAAGGUGAUGGGAUCGCUACACGCCUGGAUUGGUCUUUCCCAGCUUGUGAGUGAAAUUUUAUAUAUAAUUUUUUUAUCCUCCUAUUCCAUUUCUAACAGUUGAUCUUCUAUCAAAAAAAGGAACAUUGAGCUAAAAAAAUUGAAAAUAAAAUCAAGAAAAAUCCAGAAAAAAAACGAGUCAAUAAUCAUGAAAAAUUGAAAAGUGAAAUAUUUUCAUUGAAAAUUUUUUCCACAGUUUUUUAAUGUAUAGAGAAAAGAUAGGAAAUGUCUAAAACGCCCAUUUUAUCCGUAAAAAGGGGAAAAUUGACCGUUUCAAUAAUUAUGACGCAGUCAAGAAAUUUCUUUUUUUUCCAAAGUUUUUCAUGUCUACUGUUGUAAUAACUUUUUGUACAAUUGGAAUUUCAAAUAUAAAAUAUUUUCACAUAAUCUUUGCAGAGUGGCUCACUAGCCUGGGUCGACGGAACUCCGGUCGAUUACCAAUGGUGGAUGGGAGGAUUUUUGAACGACGGAAAUCCGUCGCCGGAUAGGGAUCCUGAGGACAGUUGCACUGAGGUUUGGGAAAAUGUUUAAUAGUUUUUGAUAGACUGAAUUGAAGCCAUUGAAACGCGUUUUCGAAGCUGAAAAUACCAAAAAACUGUCUGUAAAGAGGCUUUUUCUAGGCCUUUCUUCUAAUUUCCCGGAUUUUUGUCUCUAUCUUUGACCUUGUCAAUCGAUCAAUCAAUCAAUCAAUUUUUUUUUUGUCAUAGAUUUUUAUCGACAAGGGGGUUGACAAGAAUUUUCGAAGAUUUAGCAAACCCGCCUUUGGCGAACUAGAAGUCCAAACGUGUAGUUGAAUGAACUUACGAUCCUCCAACUUGACGUUUUUUGACGCCCAUAUUUUUUUCCGUGAAGUUUAGUGUGUCGUGUGCAUACACUGGAGCGCUCUGGCACAUACUUAAAACUACAAUUUACUCAGUAUUCAGAGUAAGAUGUAGAAGAAAUCUCUGCUGAAUCAUGAUAUAAUCGAAGAGUUAGUCGUCGGCACGGGUUGCGGUCCACAAUCGUUGUCGAGUAAGCCCCAGCGCGACAGCUGGCGUUGGGAAAUAAUGUGGGCCCAUUGGUAGUACCAGCGAAUAAACUGCUUCACCAUGUUGGAACACGGCGCCCAGCUUGUCCAGGGCUGACGGGCGUCGGAAUAUUAUCCCAUGAGAGAGCGGCAAGGAGACCGACUAGUCGACGUGAUGAAAUGAAAUAAUAAUGCCGUGUUCAAAGUAAUUUUCGCGAUAUUCAAAAUCAUCUCUGAAUUUCCGAAAUUUAGUUAUUUUGUGUGAGAUAGGUGGAAGUCUCGAAAUGAGAGCGACUACCGAAGAGUGAGGGUUUAUUGGUGAUACUGACGCGAUAAGAAAAAAGACAAUGCUGGGUUGUUGGAGAGCGCAGACAGGCCACGCCUUUUUGCGUCUCAAAAAAAAAACUUCAGAUCUGCGACGAUCGACUAGUCUGCUCGAUUCUGAACCCCGUCUACACUUCGGGAACAUUCAACAUGUAUCAUUGUACUGAAGAACUCAACGCGAUUUGUCAGUACGAUCCGGCUCUAGGUACGGUUUGGCAUUGGAAAACUAUAAAAAGGCUUCUUCUGAAAUAAAGGUUCUUAUGAAACCAGGCUGGUGCAAGGACCCGAAAAAGUCUUGGCCAGUCCAAAACACCGCAAACUUUCUUCCACAUAAAAUAAAUUUACGUGGAGAAUUUUCCGUUAAGAAUUUUUGAUGAGAUUCGAAACAUUUUCCGAAGCCUGGUCUGGCCCGAGUCCGCGAGAAUUCCAAGCCCGGGCCGACCCAAGCCGCCCAGUCUGACGCACAAGCUCGUAUGAGAUUAAUAAAACAGAUUCAAGGCUGGCUUGAGCCUUUGAAAAAAGGGUCAUGACACGAUAGUAAAAGAGAUAGUUUGUGAUUCGUGGAGAGUGCAGACAGGCCACGCCCCUCAGCGUCCCAAGCUGGCCGUAGAUCGGCUAUAUAGUUACGAAUCAUCCGAAAAAUAGAGGGCAGGAAUGUCAGACUUUUUAAAGUAAGGGUGAAUAAACUAUUAAGAGAAUAAUCAAAAAAUCAUUGAAAUGGCAGAAAAACGGAAGUUUCAAGGUACUCCCUAAUUUGGGACCGAGGUUAUAGUCUGUUCAUAUUUUUAAUGUCAAAUGCAAUGACGUCAUUCAAAAACACUCUGUGGAUGGCUCGUCCUCUGAUUGGUUUAUCGCGCCAUUAGGGGCGGAGAUUGAGCGACGACUUGACAAAAUCUGAACAGAAUAUAUCAGUUAGAGCGUUCUUUUUUGAACUUGAAGCUCAUUAUUACUCAAUUUUAAGUGGUAACACCAACGACGCCUCCAACGACUACGACCGUGGCCACAACGACUCCAACUACAACCACAGUUCAAACUACAACCACGCCGAAACCUACAACAACCCCUCCUACGACCACUAAAGCAACCACUACGGCUCCUACCACUACUACCAAGCCUAGCACUUCUAGUACCACUACCAAGCCUACCAGUACCUCUACAAGUACCGUGAGUACUACCACCAAGCCUCCCAGUACCAGUACUUCUACGACGAUUGCUAGUACUACAACUAAGACUUCAACUCUUCUCACGACGACUUCGAAGCCUUCUACCACCACUGAACCCACUACAGUGACCACUACCAAGUCGUCUACUACAGUGACCACUGCAAAGCCUACUACCACCACUGAACCCACUACAGUGACCACUACCAAGACAACUCUGAAACCUACUACCACCACUGAACCCACUACAGUGACCACUACCAAGUCGUCUACUACAGUGACCACUCCGAAGCCUACUACCACUACUAUAGGGACCACUACCAAGACAACCCUAAAGCCUACUACCACAGCUGAACCAACCACUACCACUAUAGGGACCACUACAAAGACCUCCACUUCCACCUCUACUCCCAAAACCAUCCCAGCCUCACUCUGCCUCUCCCAAUGCCCAGAAAAUUGGGUCCAAGUCGACGGAUCCUGCUUUGCGGUUGGUACAAAAAACCUUAUUGCUCAUGUUUGCUAACUUCAGAAGCUCAGCUUGGGCGGGACUUGGGCGCAGGCCAAUUGGGCGUGUCAGCAACUUGGAGCUCAAUUGGCUAGUAUCCAGAGCAAGGAUCAGAACGACGCUUUGAGAAGUUUGAAAAGAGCUGGAUUUUUUUUUAAGAUUCAAAAUUUAGAAGCCUUUGACACCAAUGAGUCGGGAACCACUGGGGAGCAAAUUUGGAUCGGAUUGAAGGUCCCAAAAUAAAAAAAAACCUUUAAAAAAAGUUAAAUUUAGCAACCCUGGACAAAAUGGAGCGAUGGAUCUACAGUUUCCUUCAAAAAUUGGGCCGAAGAUCAGCCGGACGCCGACGAGGGCUCUACAGACUACUGUGCUACCGUAACCCCCUAUUUUCUUCAAAAAAUACAGUACCUUACAGUUCAUCAUUAGCCGAUUGUCUACAAGCCCAGUCCGAGGCGUUUGGAACGACUUUCUCUGCUCAAAAACGCAAUCUUUCGCUUUAUGCGAGAAAUCUUUGGAAUAAAAUCGAAUUUAGUUGUUUACAAUGGUUGAGGGGACACUUUAGUGGAAUUUUCGUUGGUUUCAAGGUGUUUUUAAUUUAAAAAAAGCGUCUUUUAGUUCUUUAUCUUCACUUGAAAAGUUUUUUGAAGGCAAAAUUGAGAACUGUUGAGUCAAUUUUUAAUCAAAUUCCAGAAAAAAAGUGCUCAUUUUUGAACUUUGCCGCAAAACGCUGUCAUUUGGAAGCUCAAAAAAAGAUCAUGCGGUCCAAAAAUGUUCCCAAAAAAAGGGGACAAAUCCGCCAUAAGUAGAGGGGAAAUCGAACUGCAUCUACACAGUUUUUGGUCUAUCUGAUGGCCGUCAUUUUUGCUCGUUUAUUGUUUUUUGUUUAUUUUUCUGAGAUUUUCAAAGCUGAUGGUAUGUUCUUUCGGUCUUAUUCACUCGCCUUGACUUGAAAGGCGUGGUCGCAUUUGGAAUGGCUUUUGAACUUUAUCGAGCCAUUCCAAAUGCGACCACGACUCGAUAAAGCUCCCGAGCCAUUCCAAAUGCGACCAUGGCUCGAUAAAGUUCACGAGCCAUUCCAAAUGCGACCACGACUAGAUAAAAGUCACGAGCCAUUCCAAAUGCGACCAUGGCUCGAUAAAGUUCACGAGCCAUUCCAAAUGCGACCACGACUCGAUAAAGUUCACGAGCCAUUCCAAAUGCGACCAUGGAAAUUCAAAUUGAGGCGAUUAUAUAUGAAAUAAAACGAAAAAAGUCUCAAACUUUCAGUUUUUUCAGGACUUCGGAAUGAUUCCAACGCUGGUUUGAGACUGGAUAGUGUUAUUUUUGGUAAGAAACCUGAAAAAAUUCUCAUUUUUUUAUUUUUCAGAGCAUCGGGACGAUUUCCACCCAAAAGAUUUGGUACUGAACAGAUUGAAAGAUCCGGGUAUUUUUUUCAAAAAAAUAUUCUGAGAAAAAAAUAUUUUCCAGCCAAAUCUCCCGUGCUUUUCGACGUUCUAUCGCCGGUUUUAAGUGGUAAUUUUUUUGGUCUUUCUUCAACUGGGAAAGUUUUUAGUGGUCACUUCAGGGUUUUGACGUUUUUUGGGCCACUGAAGUAGUCAAAUUAGUGGCCACUUAAGGGGUUAAAAUUAGUGGUCAUUAUAGAGGUCUAAGUGCUACUACUAGACCCCUUAGUGGCCACUUUAGGGGUCAAUGGAUCAAUAUAACUGGUCCAAUCUGUUUGUUUUAAAAUUAUCAGUUCUCAGACCUUGGUAACGCGAACGGGACGCGAAUCGGACGUGUCGGGGCAUUUCUAGUGACCACUUUAGUAGCCUCAGAACUCUUAAGGGAUCCCUAGAAUCGCCCAGAAACGUCCGGAGCACGUCCGUUUCGCGUUACCAAUGUCCGAGUUACUGGAAGGAAUACUGGAUGAAAAACUACUGAAGUGGCCACUAAAACGGAAAAUAGUGGCCACUAUAGAGGUGGGUUUAGUGGCCACUUUAGUGUGCUCUCCAAGUUGUCCUUGGCGAGCCUCUAGCCACUAGAAAUUUUCCCAUCAAAUCAUGAAAAGUAUUGAUUUUUAGACACCGUAACCUGUGAUCCUGGAUGGCUCGUUUACUCGGGAACCAACAAGUGUUAUUGGGUUUCUUUAAAUAUUGCUUUGAAAAAAAAAAUUCUCAAACAAACUAGACUACAAUGAAAGUCAUAUUAAAGGAAAAAAAUUCAAUAAUUUUUUUGAAGAAUCUACAAAAAAACAUCUUUUUAAAAAAAUCGACGGAAGGUUAUAAUUAACUUGAAAAAUUGCCAUUUUGCCAAUUUUUAGGUGUCAUGAGUAGCUAAUGCAGCGUUCAAUAGAAACACACGAAAAAUCGGCUAAAAGUGCCGUAGAGCGCACUUGACGGGAAAAAUAGGCUUUUUAGUAGAUUUAAUUUUUUUUUUCCUUUUUUAUGCCGUGUUCAAAGUAAUUUCCGCGAAAUGCAAAAUGGUCUCUGACCCUCCAAAAUUUAGUUAUCUUUCUCUUUCUCUGACGGCUAUUUUGAAUUUCGCGGAAUCACUUUGAACACGGCAUUAUGCCUUUUCACCUAUUUUUAAGAAAUUUCAAAUCUCCAUCCAAAUUUUUUCUCUAGCCGUCAUGAGUAACUUUGAAUUGUGUAGCUUUUUAUAGAAAAUGUAAAGAUUGACUGAAUGUGCCGUAGAGCGCACUUUAAGAAAACGCUUUUCCGAUGGUUAAACAUUUUUUUUUAUGCCCUCUAAGCUUUUUUGAACUUUUUAAAUGUUUUCAAAGCUUCGGAAUCUCUCUAAGAAAGCUGAUUUUACUGGUUUUGCUUCAGUUUCACAAGUCAGAACCUUUUUGAAAUCCGAUUUUUCGAAUAUUCAAAAAUGACUAUGGACAUUUUUAUAAAAUCAUUGAAAAGGGAAAAAAAUCUGGUUUUUAAAAGGUUCUUUUUUAACUGAUCUUCAUUGGCAAAGUCCAAAAAACCCUAAAAAGAACCAUUGAAAAAAAUAGGAGGGUUAAAAAAAGGUGAAACAAAAGGAGAUACAGAAAAACUUUUGGAAACUUUUUUUAUAACUCAAAAACGAGCUCUAGAUUCCUCUUUUUGAGACAGCCUUGAGGUCUUUUUAGACUUGCCUCGCGUCCAGAAACAUCGUAUCAUUUUAAAAAGUUACACAGUUAAAGCUUUUUUUGAAAAAUACAUGAAUUGGAAUUUUCAGUGGGUAGCCACGAGUCAGGGAUGGUACGAAAGUAAGACGAUUUGUGAGAAUGUUCGGCCUGGCUCCCAUUUGACUUCGAUUCACAGUCGCGCCGAGAAUUUAUGGAUCGAUAGUGGGUUUUUUUUUUCGUUUUUUAUAAGCGAUAAUGUAUUUCAAACCGUCUAGGAUAGAAAAUUAUGAGUUUUUUCUCACUAAUUUUACUUUUUUUGCUAUAUUCUCAGCGAUUUUUCGACUUCAAGACCUAAAAUUUAUAUUUAAAACUGUUAAUAAGUAUCCCUAAGAACUCAUUCGAAGGUUUUUGAAAAAAAAAAAAUCAAUUUUCAGCAACUUUCAAGAAAAAUAACUUAUUGGACGCGUGGAUCGGAUUGUCGCAAACGGUAUGUUGUUUUCAGUAUUUUUAUUAUUUUUUUCAGUCUUUCUGAUCAUUUCAUUGUUAUAAUGAAGGAAAAAAAUACAGACUUCUAAAAAAAUGUUUUCACCGUGAAAAAACUGAAAAAUGGGUAGAAAAAAAAAACAUUAGUGGUCAUUUUUUUCUGCAAUUUUCAGGACUGAACAUGAAAAAGCUCAUUUUCAGACGUACCUGUAGCCUUCCUUGAAAUGUCGUUAUCAAAAAAAUAUAUUAAAGAAAGAUAAAAAAACUAAAAAAAAACGAAAAAAAAUUAUUUCGAAAAUGAGAGUAAACCCGUUUUCCAACGAAUGCGUCGCUGUGUUUGCGUAUUUAAAGACUACCGUAACCAUUUCAAAAAUAAAAAAAUAUUAUUUUUAAUUUCAUUUUUCUGUCAUUUUUUUAAGGAUUUUGAUUAAUUAGUCAGGUACUUUGGCUUGGGAAGACGGCACACCUGUAGACUACACCUGGUGGAUGGGCGGGAUUUACGACGGAGUUCCAUCGCCCGAUCGGGACCCUGCAAUUAGUUGCACUGAGGUAGGGGGGAAAUGAAUAUAGGAUUUUUUCGAAGAAUUCGUGGGGGAAAAUCAGUUUGAAAAGAAUAAUGUCUAGAAGUAUAUAUAAAAAUCGGAAAAAAUCGAAAAAAAAAAGGAAAAUUCUAGAUUUGUGACGACUACAUCCAGUGCAUGUGGAUGAACCCGUUCUACACGUCCGGACAGUUCAAUAUGUACGAUUGUACUUGGACAAUGAAUGCAGUUUGUCAGUACGACCCUGCCCAACGUGAGUUCUUUUUCGGAAACUUGUUGAAAAUCGAAAAAUUUUCGGAGUUGUUCUAGACUUCUUUUGACGAAUUUUUUGAGUAUUUCAAGUUCUUUUUUCUGGAUUUUCCUCCUACUUUGAAGCAUUGACCACUUAAGAGCUUAGCUCAAGGUCUCUGAAGUUAACACUUUAAGUUUCCAAGUCCCCUAUUCGUGUUGGUUUUCAAGUUGUGAUGCUUUUGAUUCCGAAAAAAUCGCUGAAUUUUCUUGAACAUUUUCUCUCACUGUCUGCGCUCUCUUUUUCUCUAACUUGCACUCUUGCUUAGAAAAAGCUGAGAGAAAAAGAAGGCUCAGAAUUUUUUUGUUUGAGUCCAGGAUUUAAUCUUGAUCAACACCGGUUUCAGUGACCACACCGACGAUUCCACCGACCACAACUACUACAGCUCCUCCAACAACUGUUACUUCAACAACGACUUCGACACCGACGGCUUCUACUUCAACCAGUACGGCUACGUCUACAAGCACGACGUCAACUACGGCUUCAACUUUGACAAGUACAACUACGUCUACAAGCACGACGUCUACUACGGCCCCAACUUCGACAAGUACGAGCACGACGUUUCUUACGGCUUCAACUUCUACGAGGUCCAGUACAACUCCAACCACGACGUCUACUACGUCUUCAACUUCUACGAGCUCUGCCACGACUCCCAGCACGACCAAAUCGACGUCACCGGCUUCAACAACGACCACAGGUCCUCUGACAACUACUACUGCGUCUUCAACUUCUACUAGAACCAGUACGACUCCAACUACGGCCUCAUCAUCAACUAUUACAACUGCUAGGACUACUGAACCAUCAUCAACCAGUUCAACUUCAGCUUCAACUUCUACGAGUACUUCUGGCACGACUACAGGUCUUCUGACGACCUCUUCUGCGUCUUCAACGUCCAGAUUAACCACGACCCCUAGCACGACAUCUGAAGCUACAACGUCGACUUCAAGCAGUACUAUCACGAGUACAGCUCCAUCCAGCUCCACCACAGCGUCUAGCAAAGCUACGACGUCAGAGUCUUCUACCAUAACUUCUACGACCACGGCCGAACCUACCACAACUUAUACUACAUCUUCUGGAACCACGACUCCAAGCCUUCCAACAACCACGCCAAAGCCUUCUAGUACCUCUACAAAGACCUCAAUUUCCACCUCUACUACCAAAACCAUCCCAGGCUCGCUUUGCCCUUCUCAAUGCCCAGAAAACUGGGUCCAGGUCGACGGAUCCUGCUUUGCGGUAUUCAAAAAAGCCCGAUUGCUCAUGUUUGCUAACUUCAGAAGCUGAGCUUGGGCGGGACUUGGGCGCAGGCCAAUUGGGCGUGUCAGCAACUUGGAGCUCAACUGGCUAGUAUCCACAGUAAGGAAGAGAACGACGCUUUGAGAAGUUUGAAAGGAGCUGGAUUUUUCAAAUAAUUUAAUUUCUAGGAGCUUUUGACACGAAUGAGUCAGGAGGCAAUGGGGAGCAAAUGUGGAUCGGAUUGAUGGUUUGAAAUUCAAAAAAUCUUCAGGAAUUAUUCAUUUCAGCAUCCUUGGACAACUUGGAGCGAUGGAUCUUCCGUUUCGUUCAAACAUUGGGGCGAGGGACAUCCCAAAGUCACUGACGGCGGAACGGUGGAACACUGCGCCGCUGUAAUUAUUCAAUUAUUUACUUAAAACGACCAUAUGUUAUAGUUCAUCACCAACCGCUUAUCUACAACUCCUUCUCGAGGCAUUUGGCAAGACUUUGCCUGUACGAAAAUUCAAUCUUUCGCAUUGUGCAAAAAAUCAGUAUGAAAAAUAAACAACUUGUUGAACCACGCGCACAACUAUUUUUGAGCUAAGCAUGACCGCCGUCGCUUACGACCAUAUCACGUUGAAAACACGCCAUCCCGUCCGAUCUGGCAAGUUAAGCAACGUUGAGAGCCGGUAG
Molecule: messenger RNA, 11669 nt
Organism: Caenorhabditis auriculariae
Lineage: Eukaryota; Metazoa; Nematoda; Chromadorea; Rhabditida; Rhabditidae
Source: the annotation of a GenBank genome assembly